AUGCUUGGCAAAACUGAGGGACAAGAUACUUUUGUGGUUUACACUGGCACCAGUGUGAUGCUUGCAAGGAGUGUGAGACGCAUUCAAUCUGACUGGAAGUCACACCUUGGUUUCUUCAUCCACUUUGAUGCACCGACUUGGAGGUUUAAAGCUGGUUUUGGAGGACGUGUCAUUCCAACAAAGCGCGCGGUGGAUCCAAUUUCUGCUUCUCAACAACAGCCUCUGGGUCCAAUCUUGCCAUCACAGUUUCAUGAUGCUGAUGGCGAUGCAGUGAGAAAGAAAGCUGAAGAAGAAAAGAACGAGGAGAAAGAAUCAAAAGCAAUGGGCAGUGAGGACCCAAUCAACAAACGUUUGCAGGACAGUUCAAACACUUUGCCUGGAGAAGUUGCAGGAAAUCCACAACAGAUUGCAGCAGAUGCUUCAUUUGCAGCAACAACUACGAACGUGCGUGGUGAGGAGGAGCUUGACAUGAGCUUUCUGGCAGAAAUGGAACAAGCGCUGGCAGAUGAUGACUUGUAUGUGAAUGAACAAUGCCCCAGCGUGAACGUUGACGCGGUCGAGCGCCAGGUUGCAGACGAGGACAAUUACAUUGCCCAACAAGCUGCCAGGAUCGAUGGACUUCACAAUCAAUUUAUGAUGAUUGAUGGACGUCUUACAGAAGCAAGCAAUGAGGAAAGAGCCAACUUGGUAGCUUUCAAUGCGAUGGGAGCAGGACAAUACCUCAAUCUGGUGAGACAACGUGCGUAUGUGGAAAGUGGAGAAACAACAGAUGUGCAGAUGAGUGGAAACAAAAAUACAGAAGAAGCAGCAGAGAGUGAGAAUGCAACAGAUGACGAAGUGACAGCAGCAAGACCUCUACAAGAUCCCAGCAUGACAGACUUGAUGGAGGAAUUGAAAAUAGAGUUCAGGCUGGCUCAACAAAGAAACGAGCCAAACGAUGCAGUGAGAAUCCAACACAUGAUGAUGCAGAUGUUGAAUGAUAUCAGAAAUGGAGUAACAAGUGAGAUGGUGGAAAACUACAACAGAAGGAUUGCGGAUCUGUUCUUCCAAAUGUCCGAGACAGCCAGGAACCAGAACAGAUUACAAAGCAGUCUCUACUAUGGACGCAGAUGUGCACACUUUCGAGGAGAUGCAUGA
Molecule: messenger RNA, 1137 nt
Organism: Cladocopium goreaui
Lineage: Eukaryota; Dinophyceae; Suessiales; Symbiodiniaceae
Source: the annotation of a GenBank genome assembly